This is a messenger RNA of Closterium sp. NIES-67, 1698 nucleotides long. Lineage: Eukaryota; Viridiplantae; Streptophyta; Zygnematophyceae; Desmidiales; Closteriaceae. The record is from the annotation of a GenBank genome assembly.
CGCACAAACCAAACCCUGGAGCGCCCGCGAUCCCUCGUGUCGUGAAAAAACAGGGAUUCUAGUAUAAGACUGGGCGUUUGUACACAGGCAAAGCCACAUAUGCUUGUCGGCACCGUUGCACCUUCUCGCAGCAGCUUUCUCGUCCCCAACCCGCUUGGCUGUUCCGCUGCGGUUGCGUCUGCGCGUCGGCUUCCCCACCGAGCCGUCACCAUGACUCUUAAACUCUUCACCUCGCCGCACAAUAAGAACGCCUACAAGGCGCUCAUCGCAGCGCAAUUCGUGGGCGUGAAGGUCGAGGUGCCGCCGUUCCAGUGGGGCGUUACCAACAAGUCGGAGGAGUUCCUCAAGCUCACCCCCAUUGGCAAGAUCCCUCUCAUUGUCACUCCGGAUGGGCCAAUCUUCGAGAGCAACGCCAUUGCUAGAUACGUUGCCGGGCUAGCUGACAAGGGCCUCUUUGGCUCCAACGCUUAUGAGCGUGCUCAGGUGGAGCAGUGGAUUGACUUCGCCACCAACGAAAUCGACACCCCCGUGUAUCAGUGGAUUGGGCCGCUCUACCAAUAUGGCGUCAGGAUCAAGGAGGUGGAGGAGAAGGCUAUCACGAACUCCAAGCGGGGCCUGGCGUCCCUCAACGCCCACCUCGCCAACCACACCUACCUAGUGGGCGAGCAGGUUACCCUCGCUGACAUCAUCACAGUGUCGGUGCUGACGUCACCCAUCCGGGGACUGUGGAGCGAGGAAUUUAUGAGGGAGUACCCCCACGUGCAGCGGUACUUCUGGACGCUGGUGCAGCAGAAGCAGUUCAAGGCCGUUAUUGGAGAGGUGGAGCAGAUUGCCCAGGUCCCCACUGAGAUCGCCAAGUGGGAGGAGUCUCCGCUCUUCAAGCUUAUGAAGCCGAAGCAGGACGACAAGGCAGCAGCCACCCCUGCAGCAGCAGCACCUGCAGCAGCAGCAGCGGCUGCAGCGGGAGGGGAUGAGGGGGAGGAGGGUGCGCCGAAGCCCAAGGCGAAGAACCCUCUUGACCUGCUGCCGCCCAGCCCCAUGGUGCUGGAUGCGUGGAAGCGGCUGUAUUCGAACACCAAGGCCAAGGACUUUAGAGAGGUGGCCAUCAAAGGCUUCUGGGAGAUGUACGACCCAGAAGGUUAUUCCCUCUGGUUCUGUGACUACAAGUUCAAUGACGAAAACACUGUGAAAUUCGUGACGCUUAACAAAGUGUCGGGCUUCCUGCAGCGGAUGGACCUGGCGCGCAAGUAUGCCUUCGCCAAGAUGUGCAUCCUGGGGCCGGACGAGGGGCCCUUUGUGAUCAAGGGCGUGUGGCUCUUCCGGGGAUCCGAGGUGCCCCAGUUUGUGAUGGACGAAUGCUAUGACUGCGAGCUGUACGAGUGGAGCAAGGUGGACUUGAGCGACGAGGCGCAGAAGGAGCGAGUGAGUGCGUACUUUGAGGAGCCCGAUGACAUCGAUGGGCUCAAGCUUCAGGAGGCCAAGUGCUUCAAGUAGUGCUUCAAGUUGGUGUAGAUAGCGAUAGCGAUAGUGUGCUGUAGUUGAUAGUGUACAUUGGUACUGAUAGCGAUUGGUAGGUCCGCGGUAUGUGGAUUUUGGGUGAUGAAACAGUGACAUGUGAGUUUGCCACCUUGAUCCUGAUGGUCUCUAAAACUAUAGGAGGCCAAGUGUUUCAAGUGUUAACUUCUUAGCAGCAUCUGA